Molecule: messenger RNA, 1605 nt
Organism: Syzygium oleosum
Lineage: Eukaryota; Viridiplantae; Streptophyta; Magnoliopsida; Myrtales; Myrtaceae
Product: thaumatin-like protein
Exons: 2
Coding region: 283-1590 (435 amino acids)
Biological process (GO): defense response
Cellular component (GO): extracellular region
Source: RefSeq, a predicted model, not a curated record
CAGCAACGAGUACGACGCAAUUUAUCCUCGCGUCCUUACUGUUUUGCUUGACUGGUCUGUUACCACGUUAAAAUGGGCCAUAGAGUUCCACAAUUCUCCCUGGAAAUGUCUGGCGCAAGAGGCUCAUGCAACCCCCUACGUUGUUACGAGUCAAGGUCCUCGAAAGACCGGCACAGCACGUUAGUCAUAGUUUUACCAUUUCAAUUCCUCUAUUUAAAUGGAGCCUUCGGAAAUGAACUGGAGCACCAAACUUGAGUUUCUGACAUUAGCAGGCCUUGCUACAUGUUCAUUUCCCCAGCAUUACAAAAUAUGAGGUUCCUUACGAAUCUGUCCGUCCCCUCUUUCUUCUUCCUGCUAAUUGGCUGCUCGACUCUCGCUCAGGCAGCUAGGUUUGAUAUCACCAACAACUGCCCCUACACCGUGUGGGCUGCCGCCGUUCCGGGUGGUGGGAGGCAGCUCGACCGUGGGCAGACGUGGCCCCUCGACGUCGCCGCCGGCACAAAGGCCGCUCGGAUCUGGGCCCGCACCAACUGCCGCUUCGACGGGGCUGGGAGGGGAAGCUGCCAGACCGGUGACUGCGGCGGGCUCCUCCUGUGCCAGGCCUAUGGCGUGUCCCCAAACACACUGGCUGAGUUCGCCCUGAACCAGUACAUGAACAGGGACUUCAUCGACAUGUCCCUCAUCGAGGGGUUCAACGUCCCGAUGGAGUUCAGCUCGACCUCCGGCGGGUGCAACCGGGUGAUCAAGUGCACGGCCGACAUCAUAGGGCAGUGCCCGGCCGCGCUGAAGGUCUCGGGCGGGUGCAACGGGCCGUGCCCGAUUUUCAAGACGAACGAGUAUUGUUGCAAUUCCGGUAGUUGUGGGCCGACUGAUUAUUCCAGGUACUUCAAAGGUAAGUGUCCGGAUGCUUAUAGUUACCCCAAGGAUGAUCCUACCAGUCUUUUCACCUGCCCUGGAGGGACAAAUUAUAAGGUUGUCUUCUCAGCUAGGUUUGACAUCACCAACAACUGCCCCUACACUGUGUGGGCCGCCGCCGUCCUGGGCGGCGGGAGGCAGCUCAAUGGUGGCCAGACGUGGCCCCUCGACAUCAAGGCUGGCACGACGGCCGCGCGGAUUUGGGCCCGCACCAACUGCCGCUUCGACAGGGCCGGCGGGGGAAGCUGCGAGACCGGUGAUUGUGGCAGGCUCCUCCAGUGCCAGGCCUACGGGAAGACCCCGAACACGCUCGCCGAGUUCGCCCUGAACCAGUACAUGAACAUGUACUUCAUCGACAUGUCGCUCAUUGACGGGUUCAACGUCCCGAUGGAGUUCAGCUCGACCUCCGGCGGGUGCAACCGGGUGAUCAAGUGCACGGCCGACAUCAUAGGGCAGUGCCCGGCCGUGCUGAAGGUCCCAGGCGGGUGCAACGGGCCGUGCCCGGUUUUCAAGAAGGAUCAGUACUGCUGCAACUCCAGCAGUUGCGGGCCCACCGAUUACUCCCGGUACUUCAAACAAAGGUACCCGAAUGCUUAUAGUUACCCCAAGGAUGAUGCUACCGGUGUUUUCACUUGCCCCGGAGGGACAAAUUGUAAGGUUGUCUUCUGUCCUUGAAGACAUGACUAAUAA